AUGCCUAUCGAUUUACUGCUACGAAUUGAAAUUGUUCUGAUGAUGGCCAAAUUAGAAUCACCAUCAUCAGUUAGACGAUAUUUUCAGCGUGAAAAUGUCUCUAAUAUUCCUUCAGAAAAAUCUAUUAAAGCUGUUUAUGAUAAAUUCAUCGAAACUGGUACCGUGUUUGAUCGACAACGGUCAGGAAGACCAUCCUUAAUGACUGAAGAAAAGUUAGAUGAAAUUGAAGAAGUUCUAUCAACUACUUCCAUGGUCAGUGUUCGUGGUGUUUCUCAAAGUGUCAACCUAUCCAAAACAGUCGUACAUCGUGCAAUGCGUGAUGUAUUAGGUUAUAAACCAUACAAAAUGCAUCGAACACAACAGCUAUUUGACGAAGACAAAGACUUACGUGUUGUGAUGGCUGAAAUCUUGUUACCAAUUAUUGAAGAUGAAAAUAAUGAUGGUUUGAUUUUUCUUUCUGAUGACGCAACAUUUCAUGUUUCAGGUAUGAUACAUAAACAUAAUUGUCGCAUUUGGUCUCAAGAUAAUCUACAUACAACCAUGGAAGUUGCAAUGAAUUCACCAAAAGUUACAGUGUGGUGUGCAAUGUCAAGCAAGAUGAUUAUUGGACCUUAUUUUUUCGAUGAAUCGACAGUUAACCAACAUAACUAUCUCGACAUGCUGCAAAACUUCUUCUAUCCAUUCUUACAGAAGAAAAAAUUGACUAGAAGAAUCAUUUUUCAACAAGAUGGAGCACCAGCUCAUUUUGCAAAUUCAGUUCGUUCAUGGUUGGAUGAUAGUUUUGAUGACCGGUGGAUUGGGAGAGGUGGAUCCAUUUCCUGGGCUCCACGGUCACCUAAUUUAUCACCUUUGGACUUUUUUCUAUGGGGAUACAUCAGAACAAAUAUUUAUAGAACAAGAAUUAAAGACCUGAACGAACUAAAAGCUCGAAUCACUCAAGAAAUUCAAUCAAUCGAAAAAAAAACUUUCCAUAAUGUUUUUCUCGAAAUAGGCAACAGAUUCAAUUUUUAUAUUUCGCUGGAAGGUAAUACUUUUGAACAGUAUUUAUAA
This is a messenger RNA of Adineta ricciae, 1050 nucleotides long. The record is from the annotation of a GenBank genome assembly. NCBI's taxonomy places the organism in Eukaryota, Metazoa, Rotifera, Eurotatoria, Adinetida, Adinetidae.